This is a messenger RNA of Colias croceus (clouded yellow), 1305 nucleotides long. Its product is annotated as 15-hydroxyprostaglandin dehydrogenase [NAD(+)]-like. Gene Ontology annotation, cellular component: cytoplasm. Bases 1 to 813 code for a protein of 270 amino acids. Gene Ontology annotation, molecular function: oxidoreductase activity, acting on the CH-OH group of donors, NAD or NADP as acceptor. The transcript is spliced from 5 exons. The record is from RefSeq and is a predicted model, not a curated record. NCBI's taxonomy places the organism in Eukaryota, Metazoa, Arthropoda, Insecta, Lepidoptera, Pieridae.
AUGAAAAAUUUAAGCGGAAAAAUAGUAUUCGUAACUGGUGGGGCAAAUGGUAUUGGGAAAUCAAUAGUUCAGGAGUUUUUAAAAACUGGUGCAAAGGUUGCAUUUUUUGAUAUCGACGAAAUUUCUGGAAUUGCCUUUGAAAAUGAAUUGAAGAAAACAUUCGGAGGAGAACAGGUAAUGUUUAUAAGAGGUGAUGUGACCAAUGACGAUGAUUUAUUUGGUGCAUUUGAUAAAAUUCUCGAAAAAUAUGGAACUUUGGAUGUGUUGGUCAACAAUGCUGGCGUAGCUGACGAAUCACCAGAAAUGUACAAAAAGGAAAUCGAAAUAAAUUUUACAGCCACAGUUACAUCAACUCUUAAAGCUUUGGAGAUCAUGCGUCAGGAUUUGGGGGGAAGAGGUGGAACCAUCAUUAACAUCAGCUCUAUAACUGCUCUAAAAUUAAUAUCACCGAAUUUUUUUAUAUACGCAGCGACUAAAUCGGCAAUUCUACAUUUUAGUAAUUGUAUUGGAAUAAUUCCAUAUUACCAACGAACUAAAGUACGAGUAAUCACAGUGUGUUUGGGAGGGACUGAAUCGGAAAUUCACGAAAAAGUGCAAAUGUUUGAUAAUACUAUAACAAUGGAUGAAUUAAUAGAAAAAUAUGAGAAAUUCGGACCAUCGCAAACAAGUGACGUUGCAGCGAAGGGUGUUAUAGAAAGUUAUAUAAAUGGGGAAAGUGGAAGUACUUGGCUCAUAAACAAUAGUAAAAUAACCGAUAUUACAGCAAAAGUACGAGAGGCUUACAGUUUAAUGGGAAAAGACGCUGAUGUAUAGAAGUUUAUGUUUUACUAGCUUUUCUCCCGCAGCUUCGCCCGCUCGGCAAGGGAAAACACGCAUAGUUCCCGUUCCCGUGGGGUUUUCGGAACAAAAACUAUCAUAAGUGUUAAUCCAAGUUUUUUUUAACGUGGAUAGGUGGACGACCUCAGUCUCAUCUGAUAAAAAGUGCUGACGAGACCUAAAAAAUAUAUUAUAAAGUUACUCUAUAUGUGUGCGCCAAAUUUCAUGAAAAUCGAUACUUGUUCCUGUUUUUUCUUAAAGUAGUAACAAACAAAGGUCGUCUAUUGUCUAGUGCCAGCGAGUAAUAAUAUAUAAUAUAUUAUAAAAGAAUAAAACUUAUGGCAUUGUACUGUGAUGUUAAGCAUCAGAAUACAAUGCCUUAUUUUUUGUACUCUUAAAUAUAUAACCGUGGUUGGCAUAAAAUUGUACACUUCUUACAUUUGAUGUUAGUAAUAUUUAGAAAUUAAAGACUUUUUAACGGAUUUUAAA